Messenger RNA from Neurospora tetrasperma FGSC 2508, 2631 nucleotides. RefSeq lists its product as uncharacterized. The record is from RefSeq and is a predicted model, not a curated record. The transcript has 2 exons. Gene Ontology annotation, biological process: double-strand break repair via break-induced replication; mitotic DNA replication preinitiation complex assembly; DNA replication initiation. NCBI's taxonomy places the organism in Eukaryota, Fungi, Ascomycota, Sordariomycetes, Sordariales, Sordariaceae. The coding region runs from base 1 to 2631 and encodes 876 amino acids. Gene Ontology annotation, cellular component: DNA replication preinitiation complex. Gene Ontology annotation, molecular function: chromatin binding; DNA replication origin binding; single-stranded DNA binding.
AUGUAUCUCCCUCGGCAGCUUAUAUCAAAACUCUACCUCCACUUGCAAAAUACCCGCCACCCACUAUCGCCGCCUGUCCUCAUCCUGGUCGCCCUCGAAACCGAUGCGCUAUGUGCCUGCCGUAUCCUAACCCAACUUCUUAAACAUGACUAUAUCCCGCACAAGAUCCAGCCAGUCGCUGGCUACUCCGACCUCGAACGUGCCGGUACUGAGCUCGUCAGCCCCAUGAUGGAGACCCGUGGUGGUGCUGGAGGAGUCGUUGUAUGCUUGGGCGUGGGCGGUAUGGUUGACCUCGGCACAGUUCUCGGACUUGAACCCGAGGGCGAAGAAAAUACCUUUGGGGGUGUGGAGGUGUGGGUGAUCGACUCCCAUCGCCCGUGGAACUUGGGCAACGUUUUCGGCGGCUUUCCCCUCGAACCAGAGACGCAAGAGGCCAGGACAUUCUCUGCACGAACCCCCAUUGGUGUCAAUGGCGGCCGGAUAGAGCGAGCAUACAAACCAGGCAAAGGCGGCAUCAUUGUCAUGGAUGACGGCGACAUUGAAGAUGAGCUCUCCAAGGAACGAGAUGCGUAUCUAGCCCUAGUGGAUAUGCCCGAAAUCGAAGAUGAUGGCCGGGACUUGGGCGACAGUGAUGAAGACGAAAGCGAGACCGAGGAAGACACUGGUGAUACAUCAGUUGUUGCGGGUAGAAAGAGGAAAUCCUGGUCUGACUUCGACGAGGACGAUGAUGAAGACGACCGACCUAGACAGCGACGAAGAAGCAAUUCGGUGAGUACGUUCCGAUUUCUACAUUCGCCUCGCCGGCCGCAACACCGUGGUCUCAUAUCUCUACGCGACGAUGCCCUAUUUUCCAGUGACGCGCUGGAAGCUCCGCCUGCAGCACAACCACCCAGAGGCCCUUCAGCCAACACUCUCCGACGAAGAUUGCUACGACUACGACGAGAAAACGAGGGAGUUCUGCGCGAGUACUACCGACUGGGUACAUCAUAUUCGGAGCCCAUCUCGUCCAUGAUGUACUCCCUUGCGUCAGAACUAGGUCGUGAAGACAACGACCUGCUAUGGUUAGCGAUCGUUGGAGUCACGUCGAUGGAGCUGUAUGGCCGCUCAUCUGCCGGUAUUGCGGUAGCAGCUCGCAGAUCAGACGCCCGCAUUUCCGGUUGGCUCGGCAUGCGUGGUGCGAGAAUACGACAGCUUCUGCGGGACGAGGUCAGACGUCUCAACCCACCAGAGAUAGGAAACGGCCGGGUGCUCCCCGAGACAACGGGAAUCAUCCCAACAACCGCUCGAAGUCCGGAGGAUACCAGUAUCAGGUUGUCGCCGGAGCCCAAGUUCCUGCUUAUUAGGCACUGGAGUUUAUACGACAGCAUGCUUCACUCACCCUACCUCUUCUCUCGGCUAAAGACGUGGAGCGAGGCUGGCAUGAAGCGAUUACACAAGCUUCUCGCCAAGAUGGGUGUCAGUCUGGUGCAGUGCAAGCAGAGUUAUGCCCACAUGGACAUGAUGUUGAAGCGCGAACUUCGCACCAAACUACUAAAAUACGCGUCUCUCUACAACCUCGACGAACUUGUUCCGACAAUAGACACGGACGGGAAAGAUCGCGGAGGUGCCAAAGAUGGAUGGGGCUUUGUACGCAGUUGGGGUUGGAGGGCAACCCUGAGUGCGCAAGAUGUCGGUGUCGUAGUCGGAGCCCUGUUGGAAGUGGGGAAGAACACCACUAGUGCUGAUGAUCUUCCUGCUGGUCCAUCUCAGGAUCUUCUCGACGUAGACAACAACCAGAGCCAAAGUGAGGAGUGGAUCCCCAGGUUCUGGGAGGCGUAUGAUGCGCUGGAGGACAUCGAGGCCCUUAAGGCUGGCCUUCCCACGGCGCAGUAUCUACACAAGGCCAUCUUCACUACUGGCACGACAAUUUUGAAGAAGAAACAAAUAUCCCAUCUGCGCGCAUUCCGCAUGUGUGUGGUCAAGGACUCACCAGAUGCGACACUCUUCAACCACCCCGGCGCCUUGACCAAGCUAGCCCUCUGGAUCGGUGAAGCACUCGCGGAACAGGAAAAAGAAGCCACUGGCGGGAAGCUCGCCCAUGGCGGUCGUGGUACACCUCUCGUAGUGGCUAGUCUAGAUGACAAGCGCGGAGUGUAUGUCGUCGUCGGUACUGGUGGCGGCGGUGGGCCAGACACCAAGUUCCUCGACCGUGAAUCGGCCAAGAAGCGCGCCGAAGAAAAAGAAGCCAAAGCGAAUGCCAAGGAGAUGCAGAGAAGGAUCAAAGACAAGAUCAAGGCCGAGAAGAAGGAGGCCAAGAGAAAGGAAAAAGAAGAGAAAAAGAAAGCCAAGUCCGACGCCGGCGGUGAUGAGGACGAGGAAGAGGACAACGAGGAAGAUAGUGACGACGACUCGGAUCUCUCUGAUUCGGACUCGGACGACGAUGACGAGUCGGAUGAAGAUGAGGACGAGCUUGAUCAAGAACUUGAAAGGGGCUACGGCCUCAACAAAUUCGGAACAGCGUUCCAAGACGUGGUGGCGGAGACUAAUGCCAGAGUGCGUAUCGACAGCUUUGAGCACUGCGUCGUGGAGGUCAAGAAGGAGGAUCUUAGUGGCUUCUUGGAAAGUCUCAGCAUGAAAGUUGUCAUUGGGUGA